GAUGGGUUUUAUUAGAUGUAGAGAGAGGGGGAGUAGUAUAAAAUGAGGGAAUUGUGUGUGUAUGCAUUCACGCCCUUCAAGCUGCCAUCUCCCUCCUCUUCAUUUCUUCGCUUUCCUUCCUUUUCCAUCAGAGCAAUGGCGUCCCACAUUGUGGGUUACCCUCGAAUGGGGCCCAAGAGAGAGCUCAAGUUUGCUCUCGAAUCAUUCUGGGACGGCAAGACCAGCGCUGACGAUUUGCAAAAGGUUGCCGCAGACCUCAGGCUAUCUAUCUGGAAACAGAUGGCUGAUGCUGAAAUCAAGUUUAUUCCCAGCAAUACUUUUUCAUAUUAUGACCAAGUCUUGGACACCACAGCAAUGCUUGGGGCUGUUCCUCCUAGAUAUGGUUGGAGCGGCGGCGAGAUUGGUCUUCCUCUCUACUUUUCCAUGGCCAGAGGCAAUGCUUCUCUUCCUGCCAUGGAAAUGACCAAGUGGUUUGACACCAACUACCAUUACAUUGUCCCUGAACUCGGACCCCAACUUCACUUCUCCUAUGCAUCUCACAAAGCUGUCCAUGAGUACAUGGAGGCCAAAGCUCUCGGCGUCGACACUGUUCCAGUCCUCCUGGGUCCUGUUUCCUAUUUACUGCUGUCAAAACCAGCAAAGGGCGUCGACAAAUCCUUUUCCCUUCUUUCUCUAAUUGACAAGAUUCUUCCUGUUUACAAGGAAGUUGUAGCUGAAUUGAAGGCAGCUGGUGCAAAAUGGAUUCAGUUUGAUGAGCCCAAGCUGGUGAUGGAUCUUACUGCUCAUGACCUGCAAGCAUUCACUCAUGCAUAUGCCGAGCUGGAGGCAUCUUUAGCUGGAGUGCAUGUUGUGCUUCAGACAUACUUUGCUGAUGUUCCAUCUGAGGCAUACAAAACCCUCACAUCAUUAAAGGGUGUUAGUGGAUUCGGGUUUGACCUUGUUCGUGGUACAAAGACCCUUGAUUUAAUUAAGGCUGGAUUCCCUACAGGAAAAUUCCUCUUUGCUGGAGUAGUUGACGGAAGAAACAUCUGGGCUAAUGAUCUUGCUUCGUCACUUGAUACAUUGCAUUCUCUUGAGUCCAUUGUUGGCAAAGACAAAGUUGUGGUCUCCACUUCCUGCUCCCUUCUACACACUGCAGUGGAUCUAGCUAAUGAAAACAAAUUGGAUAAAGAAAUCAAAUCAUGGCUUGCAUUUGCUGCACAGAAAAUACUUGAAGUAAAUGCCCUAGCCAAGGCAGUAGCUGGACACAAGGAUGAGGCAUUCUUCUCGUCCAAUGCGUUAGCACAUGCUUCAAGAAAGUCCUCUCCAAGGGUGACAAAUGAGGCUGUUCAAGAGGCUGCUACUGCAUUGAAGGGUUCUGACCAUCGCCGGGCUACAAAUGUGAGUGCAAGGCUUGAUUCUCAGCAGAAAAAAAUGAAUCUUCCAAUUCUUCCCACCACCACAAUUGGGUCUUUCCCUCAGACUCAAGAUCUCAGGAGAGUGCGCCGUGAAUACAAGGCUAAGAAGAUCUCGGAGGAUGAUUAUGUCAGUGCCAUCAAGGAGGAAAUUAGGAAAGUUGUCGAGAUCCAAGAACAACUGGACAUUGAUGUUUUGGUUCAUGGUGAACCAGAAAGGAAUGACAUGGUUGAGUACUUCGGCGAGCAGUUGUCUGGUUUUGCCUUCACUGCAAAUGGAUGGGUGCAGUCAUAUGGUUCUCGUUGUGUUAAGCCUCCUAUUAUUUAUGGUGAUGUGAGCCGUCCCAAGGCCAUGACUGUCUUCUGGUCUUCAGUGGCUCAGAGCAUGACUAAGCGACCCAUGAAGGGAAUGCUGACUGGCCCUGUUACCAUUCUCAACUGGUCCUUUGUUAGAAAUGACCAACCUAGACACGAGACAUGCUAUCAAAUUGCUUUGGCCAUCAAGGAUGAGGUUGAGGAUCUUGAGAAAGCUAAAAUCACAGUAAUCCAGAUUGAUGAAGCUGCUUUGAGAGAGGGUUUGCCUCUGAGAAAGUCUGAGCACGCCUUCUAUUUGGAUUGGGCUGUUCACUCUUUCAGGAUCACUAACUGUGGUGUCCAAGACUCGACCCAGAUCCACACUCACAUGUGCUACUCAAACUUCAAUGAUAUUAUCCACUCUAUUAUCGACAUGGACGCUGACGUGAUCACCAUUGAGAACUCUAGAUCAGAUGAGAAGCUUCUCUCGGUGUUCCGAGAGGGAGUGAAAUAUGGCGCGGGUAUAGGUCCUGGUGUCUAUGACAUUCACUCACCCAGGAUCCCAUCAACAGAAGAAAUUGCAGAUCGGGUCAACAAGAUGCUUGCAGUUCUUGAAAGCAAUGUCCUCUGGGUCAAUCCCGAUUGUGGGUUGAAGACCCGAAAGUACUCUGAAGUGCACCCAGCCCUCAGCAACAUGGUUUCUGCGGCCAAACUUCUCCGCACUCAGCUUGCAACUGCCAAGUGAGCCUAUGGUCGUGUGUUUCAGAAGGCUAAAUUAUGUCCAUCAAUAAUGUGAGAUGAGUAUUCUUGUUAUUAUUUUCUUAAUGACAAGUCAUAAUGUAACGAGAUCUGCUGUAUGCGGAUUUUGCGCUUCACUUU
Molecule: messenger RNA, 2567 nt
Organism: Mercurialis annua (annual mercury)
Lineage: Eukaryota; Viridiplantae; Streptophyta; Magnoliopsida; Malpighiales; Euphorbiaceae
Product: 5-methyltetrahydropteroyltriglutamate--homocysteine methyltransferase 1-like
Exons: 12
Coding region: 43-2433 (796 amino acids)
Molecular function (GO): 5-methyltetrahydropteroyltriglutamate-homocysteine S-methyltransferase activity; zinc ion binding
Source: RefSeq, a predicted model, not a curated record